AUGUUCUAUUGCUGCUAUUGUUGCAAGCAGCAAAGAGGAAGGAGAAAUGAGGGUGACAUGACAAGGAUGACAGCUCAAGCUUUUGAAGAGGGCAGCAAAAAGCUUGGUGAUGUGAUAAGCAAGAGCAGUACCACACAGGGUACUGAGCUGAGAAUGUGGCUUGAGGUUGCAGCUCUGAUUUCUCUUGCUGUAUGCUUGGCUGGGGAUGAAGCAACCACUGAUGAAGGAAUCCCCUGCUCAAAGUACCAGCUUGCUUUCAACCAUUCAUGUUAUGAGUUUGUUAGACUCCAGCGUACCUUCACAGGUGCCCAGAGCUGGUGUGAGAGAGGAGGGGGGCACCUUGUCUUUAUUGAAAACCAAGAAACUCAAGAGUUCUUGCAAAAACAUAUUGCUGAGGAUCAGGAAUGGUGGAUAGGACUGAUCUCAAACCCCCAGCUGAAUGAAACUACUGACGGGUCAGUGAUUUGGCUGGACACUUCAAAUAUAAGCUACAGCAACUGGUACAAGGAUCAGCCAUCUCUCCUCUCAUCCACAUGUGGGCACAUCCUGAAGAAUGCCAAGUAUCAGUGGGGUGUGACUGAAAACUGCAGCCAGGAAUUUGACUUCAUUUGUGAGUUUGAAUCUGGCCAGACCAUUGCUUGUGAUAAUUACAAUGCCACUCUACAGUGUGGAUCAGGAGAAGUUAUUCAAAUUGGAGAGAGCUUCUAUGGACGGCAGACCCCUCACUACUGUGUGCUGGAGACUCCUCUCCAGUUUGAUACAGAUGGAGGUUGCAGCUGGAUUGAUGUCAAAGAUGAAGUAGCAGGCCAGUGUCAUGGUCUUCAGGCCUGCCAGGUGGCAGCAGAUGGCAAUGUCUUUGGAGAUCCUUGUCCAGCUUCUGGAAACUAUUUAUCUAUUCAAUACCACUGCAAAGAAGGUCUGCAGCUGGUUGUACCAGAUGAAUGCUUUGUCUUUGAAAAUAUCACAGUCAGUUUGAACUGGCUGCUCUCUCCAUCCUCUGGCAACCUUUCCUGCAUCAUUAGCACAGGAGAUGGCCACACUAUUGAUCCUUACUACCCUCUAACACUGAUCAGCAACGUCACGUAUAGAUAUUCAGUUCCUGGAGAGUUUACUGUUUUUGUGGAAUGCACCACCAGCGACUGGCACGUGAUGGCACAGAAGAGGGUGACAGUUCUGGACAGGAUGGAUCAGCUAAGAAUUACUGGGUGCUACAGCCAGCAUGGAUCUGGGAACAUCUCCCACUGCCGGACAUUGUAUGGGAACUUGUUGUGGAUUCAAGUUGAAGUCAGUGGAGGCAAUGGAGUGACCUAUGUUGUAAGAGCAGAAAACGUGACACUCACUGAAUCCAGUGCAAAGGAAGGAAUUGUCCCUCACAAUCUGACACUGGACCGAGCCUCCCAGGAGCUGCUGGGUCCAGGAAUGCAUCAACUGGAAAUCAGAGCUUCCAGCAACACAACCUCAUCGGAGAUCUCUGAGACUAUUGCUGUUCAAUUAAUUGAGCCAGUUUCUGGUCUUCAGGCUGCAUUAGCUUCUCACAUUCUGCAGCUGGGGGAGAAUUUGGAGAUAAAUGUCUCUGCAUCUCAUGGUGCCCCAGAUAAGAUGAGGUUUGAGGUGAUUGGAUCUAAUGAAACUCACUCUCACAACGAAGAUGGCCCUCACAGGGAAUCCCAAACGUACAGCAUUCCUGUGCACUCUGAAGGUACUUUUCUUGUAAAAGUGGUGGCCAUGAACACCUUCUCAAACAUGAGUCUGGAUCUUGGGUUCAUCACUGUGUUGUCAAACAGUUCUCAUAAAAAAGAUUCUGCUAAGGAAGAAGACAGAUCCAAAACAAAUAUCCAAAAGACAAUUGCUCACAAAAGAAAAACCAAAAUACAUAUUAACCUGAGUCGUCAUGUGGAUCCUUUCACAACUGUUACACUUGGCUGGCCAGACAACAACAGUAAUUCCAGUUUUCUCUGGUCCUGUGGAGCUUGCUGGCCUAAGUGGAAUGAAUGUGUGCAGCAACAGAUAAUCCUGACCAACCAAAGUGAGGUGCAGAUUCCACCCUUCUGCCUUCCUCCUCCAAAGUCAGCAGUGACGGUCAGGGUCACAGUCCGAAACCAUGGCAGUGAAGAAAGGCAGGAUGAGCAAUGUCUCUACGUGACUGCAAAACAAGAACUGCAACUGAAAAUCAGGUGUGAAGCAAACUGCAAGCCCGUGAAUGACAGUGAUGAAGUUGUUCUGAGUGUCUUUGGCCAAAAUGACACCCAGGCCAUGUACUAUAACUGGUAUUUAGAUAACACACUCCAAACCAAGCCUACAACCCUCCCUCUAGCCUGUGGCCUGGUUGGUUUCCGGCAGAACUCUUUGAGUUUGCUUCAAAGCAACACAUCCACGUUGAAAAUCAACAGCUCCUUCUUGCAGGCACAGGGAGAAGCUUUUCAGAUUAAAGUAACAGCAAUGACUCAGUAUAGCUAUGGAGAGGAAACCUACCUUGUCAGCACCAUUCCUCCACCCAGUGUCCCCAGCUGUGCUGUGGCUCCCAAGCAGGGAUCAGUGCUCACCACUUUCAGAGUCUCCUGCAGCUCUCCUUGUUUGGUGGAUUCAUGCCAACCCAGUCCUAACAGGCAGCUCACAUACUGCUUCUAUCUGAAAUCAAGCUCCCUCCUGCACUGUGGCCCAGAUCCUGAACUCUUCCCAGUUUAUCUUCCACUUGGAGAAGAGGAAAAUAAUUUUGUUUUACAUCUGACCAUUACUGUUAGCAACAGAUACGGUGAUACAGUUCAAACCAAUGCUUCAGUGAAGGUUGGACAUGCAGGUACAAUUGAUGGCAACCUGACCCUGCAGGCUAUUGUAUCUGAGAAGACAAACACCAUCCUAAAAGAUGGGAACAACAGCAUGAGUCUUUUCCAGUUGUACAAGUCAGUGACAUCUGUCCUUAACCUGGAGACCCAGGAGGAAAACUUUAACAGGUCUUCACAGCUGGGCAUGCGAAAAGAGCUCCGACAACUGAUGCUGACAACUCUCUCUGCUGUUAAUGUAACAUCAGUGCAGACUGCUCUUAAGAUGUCAGAAGUACUGAAAGAAAUCACUUACAGGAGUGAGGAGCUAUCUGUCUCCGCACAGGUGGAAGCCAGCAGCACUCUGAAAGAUGUCAGUGCUUCCUUGCUCUCUGUAAAAACAGAGGGCAGCAGAGAUGAGCAGAAGCUAAAAGAUGCAGCCAACCACCUAUUUAAUGCAGUAAGCAAUGUCCUUAAAGCUUCUGUAGAAACCAGAGCUACAAACACUUCAGUAUCAGAAGGCAAACAGAUCCCAUUCUCUCCCCUCCUUUUGCCACAUAUUUCAAGGAAGCCACAGAGCUCAGUGUCACACCAGCUCCUGAAUACAGUUGAAAAUCUCCAGAGUGCCCUUCUGUCUGCGAAAGAACCCAAUGAUGAACCAACAGUCCUCACCACUCCUUCUGCCACAAUGUACAUACACAGAUUACAAACAGAAACCAUGGAUAAUGGUACAUCCAUUAAUAUCUCCAAUUCCAGCUCUGCCAGCUUUACCCUCCCACCUGCUUCCUCUCUCAGUGUUUCAGGACUUGAUGAUGAAACAGUGGAUAUAAGGAUGGUGAGCUUUGCUGUGAAUCCCUUUGUCUCCAGUGACACCAGUUUUGACAUCAGUGGAACAGUGGGAGGUCUAAGUCUUACUGGUCUGGAUGGUUUGAUCAUACCUGUCAGCAAUCUCAAAGAAAACAUUGAGAUAAUGUUACCAAGGAUUUCAGCAACUCAGGAAGACAAGACUCUGUUGAAUCUGGGCAACUUUAGCACUUUCCUAGUCAAUGUCACCUCAGAGAAUACAUCUGUAGUGAUCCACCUGGAAUCUGAACAUGAUAUUCCACUAAUACUCUACUUAGGAUUUGGUUAUCAUCCAAAUGAAACUAAUUAUGAUAUGAAAAAUCAUCUGUUCUGUAAGAAAACUACUGGAGGUGAGACAAACACCUGGGUUCUUAGCCCAGAAGAACUAAUUUUUGGAGAGGGAACCUACUAUUUUAUGGUUUUACAAGAUAUGGGAAUGGAUUCCACAGUCUAUGACAGUCUAACUAUAGCUGUCACUUGCUUUGCAUCUCGCUGUGUAUUCUGGGAUGAGCACCAGAGGAACUGGAACAGCUUUGGAUGUCAUGUAGGACCAAAAACAAAUCCUGGAAGGACACAGUGCCUUUGCAACCAUUUGACCUUCUUUGGGAGCUCCUUCUUUGUCAUACCCAAUGCCAUAGAUGUUAGCAAAACUGCACAGCUAUUCAGUACAUUUGUGGACAACCCUGUGGUGGUCACAACUGUGGGAUGCAUCUUUCUGAUAUAUGUGUUGGUAGUUAUAUGGGCUCGAAGGAAAGACAUCCAGGAUGAGGCCAAAGUGAAAAUCACAGUGUUGGAAGACAAUGACCCCUUUGCUCAGUACUGUUACCUGGUGACAGUUUUUACAGGACACCGCCGUGGGGCAGCCACAACCUCCAAGGUGACUCUCACCCUCUAUGGAGUGGAAGGAGAGAGUGAGCCACACCACCUGACUGACCCUGAUAUACCAAUCUUUGAACGUGGAGGAGUGGAUGUUUUCCUGCUCUGCACUUUUUUCCCUCUUGGAGAACUGCAGAGUAUUAGAUUGUGGCAUGACAACUCAGGGGACAGUCCCUCCUGGUAUGUGAAUCGAGUAUUGGUCCAUGAUCUAGCAUGGGAUCAGAAAUGGUACUUCCUCUGUAACUCUUGGCUAGCUGUUGAUAUUGGGGAAUGUGUCCUAGAUAAAGUGUUUCCAGUUGCUACAGAACAGGACAUGAAACAGUUCAGCAAUCUGUUUUUCAUGAAGACCUCAAAGGGUUUCCAGGAUGGGCACAUCUGGUACUCAGUUUUCAGCCGCUCCCCACGAAGCUCCUUCACUCGAGCCCAGCGUGUGUCAUGCUGCUUCUCCCUGCUUCUCUGCACCAUGCUGACCAGCAUCAUGUUCUGGGGAGUGCCAAAGGAUCCAGCUGAGCAGAAAAUGGAUUUGGGUAAGAUUGAAUUCACAUGGCAAGAAGUGAUGAUUGGCUUUGAGAGCUCUCUCCUCAUGUUCCCCAUCAACCUGCUCAUUGUGCAGAUCUUCAGGAACAUACGACCCCGGCCAGCCACGCAGGAGAGAGAAAAGAAGCUGACAAAGAAUGGUCGAGUGUUCCCGAGCCUACCUCCCAGCCCACAGGGCCCCGAGGCUGCUCCACUCACUCCAGAAGCUGUGACAAAGGACAUAAGAAGAAUUGCCAACUCUCUCUUUAAAGCCCUGAAGACUCCGUCUCAAAGUUCAGGAUCAGAUCUUGGAAAGUCAACUAACAUCAACACACUCUUGGCAUUGGUUGAGGACAUCAUCUGCCAGCAGAACAGAGCUGGACAAGAGUUUUAUGAUGAGAGCAAAAAGAAGGAUGACCCUAUAAUUGUCACAUUAGGUGCUACAGACAUACAAGAUAAAACAAGAAGCCCAACUCCAGACAAGUGUGAGAGACUGAAAUGCAGUGAGUACAACCGCUGCCUGUACAUCCAACUCCAGCAUCUAGAGAUGGAGCUGGAAUUACUGGGGCCCCACAAAUUCCAGAUGCCCCAGAGUUACACACAAGCUGUUCAGCAGGUUCAGCACAUGAAAAACCUCCUGGAAAACCAGAUCUGCUCAGCAACAUCCACCAGCAAGAGGUGGUCCCUUACUCCAAGCUUCUCUGGUGAUGGCAAGAAAAGUUCUUCUUCCAAAGGGCUGCCUUGGUGGUUUGUGUUCAUUGCUUGGUUCCUUGUUGCAGCCACCAGUGGUGUAUCUGGGUUCUUUACCAUGCUCUAUGGGCUGCAUUAUGGCAAGGAGAACUCCAUCAAGUGGUUGAUUUCCAUGGUCAUCUCCUUCUUGGAAAGUCUUUUCAUCACACAGCCCUUAAAGGUCCUGGGAUUUGCUGCUUUUUUUGCUCUGGUUAUGAAGAAGGUGGAACACGAGGAUGAAGAAAACACACCUAUUGAUGGACCUUUAUCUACAUUAGGUGAUUUAAAUCUUUUCUUUGGAGCCCGAAGGGACAGCAGAAGCAAUAUUUACCAGCCCCCCCCUGCAGCUGAUGUGGAGAAAAUGAAAAUCAGCUGCAUAAAGGAGCAGAAAGCAUUUGCCCUCAUCAGAGAAAUUUUGGCCUAUCUGGGGUUUUUAUGGAUGCUGUUACUCGUUGCCUAUGGGCAGAGAGAUCCUAACUCCUACUACUUAAACAAACACAUUGAGAACAGCUUUACAGAUGGAUUCCACGAUGUCUACAGUUAUCAGGAUUUUUUCACAUGGGCAAACACUACCUUAAUCAAAAACCUUUAUGGAUCAUACGAAGGAUUCAUUACAGAUGGCAAUUCCAAGCUGGUGGGUAGUGCUCGAAUUCGCCAAGUAAGAGUGAAAGGAGGCACCUGCCCUAUUUCUCCCCAGCUCCAGCAUGUGAUUCAGGAAUGUCAUGCUCCAUAUUCCCUACACACAGAAGAUACAUUAGAUUAUGGGGAACACUGGAAUGCUUCAGUCUUCGAUAACUCCUCUGACCUGAGCUCAGCAUGGCAGUAUCAAAGCCAGUCCAAACUGAGAGGGCAGCCCAGCUGGGGUAAACUUGCCAUCUACAGGGGAGGAGGAUACGUGAUCCACCUGGGAACAGAUCCUAAGAAUGCUUCCAGAAUUCUCCAGUACCUUUUCAACAACAUCUGGCUGGACACCUUCACAAGAGCAGUGUUUGUUGAAUUUACAGUCUACAAUGCCAAUGUGAACCUGUUCUGCAUUAUAAGCCUGAUGUUUGAAACCAAUGCUUUAGGCGCCUUCUUCACAAGUGCAGAGUUACAAAGUGUUCGGCUUUACCCCUACACCGGCAGCCUCCACAUCUUUGUGGUUGCAGCAGAAAUAAUUUAUUUCCUCUUUGUUGUGUACUACAUGAUAGUCCAGGGAAAAGAGAUGAAGGCUCUGAGAUGGAGAUACUUCCACAACAAGUGGAAUCUCCUGGAGAUAGCCAUUAUAUUGAUUAGCUGGAGUGCCCUGUCGGUGUUUGUGAAGCGGACAAUCCUUGGGACCCGAGACAUCAGCUACUACCAGGAACACAAAGAGGACUGUGUAAGCUUUAAGGAAACAGCAAGAGCUGAUGCAGUUCUUGGCUACCUGGUUGCAUUCCUAGUGCUUCUCUCCACAGUGAAACUGUGGCAUCUCCUGAGGCUCAACCCUAAACUGAACAUGAUCACUUCAACUCUAAGGAGGGCAUGGGGUGAUAUCUCUGGAUUCCUCACUGUUAUUGCAAUCAUGUUCCUUGCCUAUUCCAUUGCUACAAACCUGAUGUUUGGCUGGAAGCUCUCUUCUUACAAAACUCUCUUGGAUUCAGCAGAGACCAUGGUCAGUCUUCAGCUGGGAAUCUUCAACUAUGAGGAGGUCUUGGACUACAAUCCAAUUUUAGGCUCCUUCUUAAUUGGAUCCUGCAUCAUUUUCAUGACGUUUGUGGUACUGAAUCUGUUCAUUUCGGUGAUUCUCGUUGCAUUUAGUGAGGAGCAGAAGCACUACCAGGCUUCAGAGGAAGAGGAGAUCGUUGAUUUAAUGCUCAUGAAACUUUUCAGUUUCUUCGGUAUUAAAUGCAAGAAGGAAGAGAAGCUCAUCACUAACGACCAACCAGAAGAAUGUGCCAACAAUUAAAUGAUAAUCACCAUGAAAAGUGGCUUAGUUUGUGGCCGAAAGCUUCACUUUUCAACCAUCA
Messenger RNA from Calypte anna (Anna's hummingbird), 7711 nucleotides. It is a transcript of the gene PKD1L2, whose product is annotated as polycystin 1 like 2. The record is from RefSeq and is a predicted model, not a curated record. NCBI's taxonomy places the organism in Eukaryota, Metazoa, Chordata, Aves, Apodiformes, Trochilidae. Gene Ontology annotation, molecular function: calcium channel activity; protein binding; calcium ion binding. Gene Ontology annotation, cellular component: membrane. Bases 1 to 7650 code for a protein of 2549 amino acids. Gene Ontology annotation, biological process: detection of mechanical stimulus. The transcript is spliced from 44 exons.